Rotaria sp. Silwood1 is the source of this 267-nucleotide messenger RNA. Lineage: Eukaryota; Metazoa; Rotifera; Eurotatoria; Philodinida; Philodinidae. The record is from the annotation of a GenBank genome assembly.
AUGAGAGCUAUACAAGUGCGACUUGGUGAUCAUCGCCAUAAAACCAAACGAUUUUUACUUGACAGUCAAUGUGUACGACAAAAAACAAAACAAAUCCAAAACUUAUCUCGUUUGUAUGAAACUGAUACAAUUAGUUUAAAACAAUAUUUGACAAGUUUAUCGUAUCUCGUUGGUGAUUCAACGUCAGUUGAACAUAUGGAAAAGAAUAAUAUAAAAUGGACUCCAACUGUCACGAAUAAUGCUGUUGAUAAUGGCAAUGUUGAUUAG